UCUUUAGCGAGUGUUGUGUUUCCGACAGUCGCCCAUCCAUCACCUUUCGCCAAUCGCUUUCUGUGCGAGUGCGAUUCCAAUUCUACCACCAUGUCUUCCACCAAGAAGCACUCCCGGAGCGAGGGCGAGGAGAAGGAUGCCCGUCUCGCCAAGAAGGUCAAGACCGACGAGACCCCCGUCGACGGCGAGGUGAAGAAGGAGAAGAAGGACAAGAAGGAAAAGAAAGACAAGAAGGAGAAGAAGGAUAAGAAGUCCAAGAAGGAAAAGAAGGACCAGGACCAAUCACCAGCCACCGAGUCCACCGAGGAUGUCUCCAUGCCCGAUGCCGCCGCCGAGCCCGUAGCCGACAAGAAGGAGAAGAAGGAAAAGAAGGACAAGAAGGAGAAAAAGGAUAAGAAGGAGAAGAAGGCCAAGAAGUCUGACGAGUCUACGACCGAGGAGUCAACCAGCGCUUCCAAGACCACCACCAACGGCACCACCACUCCCGCCGCCUCUACCAACGGCGCCUACACCUACAAGCAGGCCGACGCCCUCAGCGCUCUCCCCGAGUCCGAGAUUGAGACCUUCCUCAAGGAGAAGGAGAUUGUCAUCAAGGAUCCUUCCUCCAGCAACCUCCGCCCCAUCAUGAACUUCUCCCAGCUCCCUCAGUCCAACCUCAUCUCCAAGAACCCCUUCGCAGCCUACACGAACCCGACCCCCAUCCAGGCCGCUUCCUGGCCCUUCUCGCUCUCCGGCCGCGACGUCAUUGGUAUCGCCGAGACCGGUUCCGGCAAGACCAUGGCCUUCUCCCUGCCCUGCGUCGAGUCGCUGGCCUCGCGCCCCAAGCCCAAGUUCAACAGCCGCGACCGCACCGCCCACCCCCGCGCCGUCAUCGUCUCGCCCACCCGCGAACUCGCCAUGCAGACCCACGCCGCCCUUUCCGGCCUCGCCUCCCUGGUCGGUCUGUCGGCCGUGUGCAUCUUUGGUGGCUCCGACAAGAACGAGCAGCGCAACCUCCUCUACAAGAACAACGGUGUCGACAUCAUCACCGCCACCCCCGGCCGUCUCAAGGAUUUCUUGUCCGAGGGCUCCAUCUCGCUGGCCAACGUCAGCUUCGCCGUGCUCGACGAGGCUGACCGCAUGCUCGACCGCGGUUUCUCCGAGGACAUCAAACUUAUUCUGAGCGGAUGCCCGCCCAAGGAGCAGCGCCAGACGCUCAUGUUCACGGCCACUUGGCCCCUGGACAUCCAGAAGCUCGCCGAAAGCUACAUGAUCAACCCCGCCCAGGUCACCAUCGGCCACAGGACACGUGCCGGUGGCGAUGGUGAGGGUAACGGAAACAUCGAGCUGCAGGCCAACAGCCGUAUCGAGCAGAAGGUUGAGGUUGUCGACCCCCGCGGCAAGGAGUUCAGGUUGUACGAGCUCCUUAAGGAGGCUCAGAAGGGCAGCCAGAAGGACGACAGGAUAUUGGUUUUCUGCCUGUACAAGAAGGAGGCCGUUCGCGUUGAACAGUUCCUUUCUCGCAAGGGCAUCAAGGUGGCUAGCAUUCACGGUGACUUGAGGCAGGAUCAGCGCACGCGCAGUUUGGAGGCGUUCAAGUCUGGUACUACUACCGUGUUGGUUGCCACUGAUGUUGCUGCCCGUGGUCUGGAUAUCCCCGAGGUCAAGCUCGUCAUCAACGUUACUUUCCCCUUGACCAUCGAGGACUACGUCCACCGUAUCGGUCGUACUGGCCGUGCCGGCAAGCUGGGCAAGGCCAUUACUCUCUUUACCGAGCACGACAAGGCCCACUCCGGAUCCCUCGUCAACAUCCUCAGAGCCGCCAAGCAGCCUGUACCCGAGGAGCUCCUCAAGUUCGGCACCACCGUUAAGAAGAAGGCCCACGACGCUUAUGGCUCUUUCUACAAGGACAUUGACCCGAACAAGAAGGCGACCAAGAUCACGUUCGAUUAAAGGAGGGAGGAUGAAGAUGAUGUAGAUACCACCACCAUGCCACAUGUUGUGUAAACAUUGGAGCCAUUUCUGUUAUUCUUUCGGAACAAAAAUUUCAUUGGGC
Neurospora tetrasperma FGSC 2508 is the source of this 2035-nucleotide messenger RNA. RefSeq lists its product as uncharacterized. NCBI's taxonomy places the organism in Eukaryota, Fungi, Ascomycota, Sordariomycetes, Sordariales, Sordariaceae. The coding region runs from base 91 to 1932 and encodes 613 amino acids. The transcript is spliced from 3 exons. Gene Ontology annotation, cellular component: nucleolus. Gene Ontology annotation, molecular function: RNA binding; RNA helicase activity; ATP binding. The record is from RefSeq and is a predicted model, not a curated record. Gene Ontology annotation, biological process: rRNA processing.